UUCUAUUAUGGAACCAUCUACAAUGUCCUCUGCUAUUCAGUCAUCAAUGACUUCUAUUAUGGAACCAUCUACAAUGUCCUCUGCUUUUCAGCCAUCGAUGACUUCUUCUAAUUUGGAACCAUCGACAAUGUCCUCUGCUAUUCAGCCAUCGAUGACUUUUUCGAUGAUGGAAUCAUCAACAAUUUCGUCAUCUAUUCAGUCAUCGAUGACUUCUAUUAUGGAAUCAUUGACAAUGUCCUCUGCUAUUCAGUCAUCAAUGACUUUUCUCCAAUCAUUCAUUAUGUCUUCUGAUCAAUCAUUAGUACACAGUUCCACUCAAUCAACAAUGUCUUCUUCAAUUGAUCAAACAUUUACGACACAGUCACCUAUUCAGUCAACCAUACAAGAUCUUCUCCAAUCAACAUCAUCAACAACAAUAUUAAGCUCUGUGAUGACAGCAUCAUCUUCUAUUUCAUCCUCACCGUUUUUGGCUCCGACGAGUUCGUCAUCGUUUGACAUGUCUACCACCACGACAAACGUAGUGACAUCAACAUCAGCGACAGUAACAGUUGAUCCACCAACCCUAACAUUGUCCCCACAAGUAGUGGCCACCCGAGAUUCCUCUAUAAACGGGACAACCUUGGAGCCUGUCAUGAGAUGUCAAUUUCCGCCACCGGCAGAUGGCUCCUUACUUUACAACAUACAGUGGUACAUAAAUGACAACUCCUUGACUAACGCAAUAUUUACAAAAAUAGAAUACAACAGUUUGAACAUCAGCGCGGCACUGAGACCUGCACACUGGACAGGGACUUACAGAAUGAACAUGAACGUGAGUUGUAGCGUCAGCGCCCAGUAUUCUAACAGUGUACCUGGUUCAACGUUUACUAGCCUCAAGUUCUUUGCUGGUGUGAAGGUAAAUCAGACAAAUGUAGAUGUAAAUGAAGGUCAGACGGUAUCCAUAGAGGUGACGAGCACACUUCCGGUUGGUUGUAGUGCCUCGUUAUCCGAGACUGAGAAGGAAGCGAAUUGUAAGGGGACUUUGUACAUCCGGACCACAGAGUACUGGCCGUGGUGCUGGAACGGAAUUAAAUAUCUAUCGGCAGCAUUUCCGGACAAUGGAUGUCAGCUACAUUUCUCAUACAAAUAUUGGUACGAAACUGUGCAGCUAAACAUAACAGGAUACAUGGAUGGAAUGCGAAACUGGUGGUACAAAAUGACGGAUAUAAAGCUAGAACCUGGUUCUGACAGCAACCACAUCGGGUGGGGGAACAUGCAGUUUGAGGAUACCAUUUCUGUUCGAGUCCACGAUAAAGACACGAGUGGGGGAGGUAUAUGUAGCUCAUAUAACGACCCUCACAUGCAGACAUUUGACGGAAUCUACUGGGAGAAUCAGCGAGUGGGAGAGUUCGUUAUGUACAGACACAAGUCUAAACCCUUCUCGGUCCACGCCUUAUUUUCUGCCUGCGUCCCUGGAUUUGCCACCUGUAACUGUGGAGUAGCCGUUAAGAGCGGGAAUUCCCUGUACGUCGUCAGAACCUGUACCAGAGUGUCCGCCAGUCGGGUCCAACUCCUUAGUGUCCCGUAUGAGCUCAUGGAAGGAUGCGACCCCGACGCCAUUGCUGUGCAGAAAACCGGAAGUAGAUACCGGGUUACUCUUCCUAAUGGUGUAGAGGUGACCUUCGCCCUGAGUGGUUGGGAUAACUGGAUAUCGUACGUCCAGAUUGUGGCGCCCUCUUCUGACUUUGAUCAAACAGAGGGACUGUGUGGUUCCUAUAACGGGGAAAGGUCUGAUGAUUUCAUUCCUAAAGGGCAACGAAGUCCUGUAGCUGAUGAGAGAACAUUUGCCGUGUCUUGGAGAGUGGCCCAAGGUUCUUCGGACAGUCUCUUCAUUAACAGUCCAACAUUGAGCAGCUAUUCGGCACCAUCCACCCCUUCCACCACGCCUACUUCCUUCUAUUGCACAUGCUCCUCCUACCAAUCUGCCAAUCAAAACCCUGGUUACGCCCACUGUCAACUGGAGUCUCCAACGGAACCUUGUUCGGAGUCUAAGAGUCAAACUGUUAGUGUUUGUACACAGAGUAGGAGAAAGAGGAGUACUUCUGGUACAGAUGACAUCAUAGAUACACCAAGCUUCUCUUACGACUCCGACUACGAUCAGGAACUACAGGUGGCUACGUGGCGGAAUGGUUGGAAUGAGACGGCUGCCACGGACUACUGCAGUAACGCGUUCACGAACGACCCGGCGGUCACAGUCUGUAUAGAGAAGGUCAACACGAGUGUGGCGGAAUACACAAACAGCUGUAUCACGGAUAUCAAGCUCCAAGGCGACACUGACUUCUUGAAGGCAACGUUAGAUACUCUUAAGAAGAAGUGCAUAACGACAGCGUCACGUGAUGAAAGUUUCCAGCAGACGAAUACAACAUCCAAUGGCGUCAGUGUCUUAGACACUCUUUCCAGUAUGACAUGUCCAAACAACUGCUCAGGGCAUGGGACGUGUGCAAACGAAACCUGCAGCUGCGAUGCCAGUCACAUUGGCGAGGAUUGUUCACACGGCUUGACGACUCCCCCCGCAGAAAUCAGCGUCCCCAGUCACGGGUUGUGUGACACGAGAUACCGGCCUUGUCUGACCCAGAACAUCGUGGGUGUAUUCCAUCAAGCACCCUAUGUUCUGGCUCAACAUUUUAAAGCAACGGAAAGUGGAAAAGAGUACAGUAACUACAGUGUAAUGGCGAACGUAACGUUACGUCAGCUAAACCUGCUGACCGUUACCAUACCAACCUAUCCCACGUCGUCAAGGAGACGACGCUCUACGGACGGGUCCAUACAUGGCUGGGAUUUAAGUUUCAGUUACGACAAUUCUACCUUCAGCAACUCUACUUCCGUCGUUGUGUACAAUGGCGCAUCCGAGUCAUGCGAUUACACAACCUAUACAUGUACCAAGUUCACAUCAGUUCAGGAUGAGCCAGGCGACAGUUCGAUAGCUGGGGCGGCAGCAGGUGGCGCUGUCGGCUUUGUGGUUGUCAUGGUGAUCGUGGGUGUAAUAUUCUAUUUCAAAUGUUUCAAAAACAAAAGACCAUCAUCAGCUAAGGUCGGCAGCAGUGACAGAGAAAUGUUAACCUUGAAACAAGACGAGGAGAGUCCUCCCCGGCCCCCAACCGUCAACUCGUGGGUGUUAGAUAGGAAGAAAUAGUGAAAGACGGACAAAAAAGGAACCACCAAAGACAUAUAUAGGAGAUAACUUUUCUUUAAUAGAAACACCUAGAGAUUUAUGAAAAAAUAGCUCAGAAACGAUAAAAAAGUAUAGCAAAGGAUAUAUGUUUAAAAAAUAGCUAAAUAUUGAUAAAAAAGAAAUAUAAAGAGGUAGAUGUUCAAAUUAGAUCUAAAGAUCGGUUUAAAGAAAUCGAUUGGAUAAAAUACCUUAGACAUAAGUAGAGAUAAAUUUGAAAGAAACAGCUAGAUUAUAAAAAAUAUUUAGGAUUUUUAAAAAUGUUUGAGAUGGAUAUGAAACUACAAUGAACUUGAACAAGACAUGUUCUUUAACUAUACCUGCUGAAAUUAUAUAGUGUUAUUCUGUCCCUAUCUUUCCAACGAAUGUACUUUAAAAUGAUUUUUCUAGAAUGUUCAAUAUUUUUUAUUUAAAUAUCAGUGUUUUCUUUGAGGUUCAAUAAGGAAAAUAUGUUUUGAAUUUCCUUUCAAAAUCUGUUUGUUUUUGACUUGGAAAUUCAGGGACCGAAUUAUGCAUGAGGAAAAACUGUGUGUGAAUUUUGAAUCUUGAAAAGAGUCUUUCUAUAAAAUUUUGUCUGUGCUUUUUUUUGCAAUGUGUUUGAAAGGUUUGGAAUUAGUGUUAUAGCGUAUGUUUUAUUUUCAAGCAUCUACAUCACUUCAAUUUGAAACAAAUGCAAAUCUUGUAAA
Saccostrea cuccullata (small rock oyster) is the source of this 3891-nucleotide messenger RNA. RefSeq names its product von Willebrand factor D and EGF domain-containing protein-like. Bases 8 to 3169 code for a protein of 1053 amino acids. The transcript has 17 exons. NCBI's taxonomy places the organism in Eukaryota, Metazoa, Mollusca, Bivalvia, Ostreida, Ostreidae. The record is from RefSeq and is a predicted model, not a curated record.